ACAGGCGUCUGCAAACCAACGUCAUCUAAUCAUCAAGUUUCGUUUUUCGGACCACCUUGUAGCCGUCCAAAUACACAUCGGUUAGGGUACAAUGAUCGACAAAUUUAAACUCGGUUCCGGCCUGAUACGCUAUAUCCGUGGGGCGACUGCCUCUCCUAAACCUCCGUUCAAAUACAUCCGUCCGGCGCUAGCUUCUGCCGCCCAAACGCAGGAAUUGAAAGCGGUGACGAAAGAUUAUCACAGCAUCCUGGGAGUUCCACGAUCAGCUAGUUUCAGGGAUAUAAAAAAUGCUUACUAUACGCUGGCUAAGGAAUUUCACCCGGAUCUAAACCGCCCUGGGAUGGAAAAUACAGCAGCAGACGAGACAAAGUUCAAAGAAAUUACCGAAGCGUACGAGGCUCUUAUGAAUGACUAUAAGAAAGGUGAUAGCGUAAUCGCACUAAACCCGGAACUUUAUCGUAACGUGACAGAGGAACGACGCCAAUCAAUCUCCACCGCUUGGAAGACUGUCAACGAAUUGAAUUACGAGGACGUUGUUUUGAGCAUCUCGUAUAAAGAAGCCACCGAAGGUAGUCGCCGUGAAGUUAAAAUUCCUAUUGGAACCAAGUGCGAUAAAUGUUCUUCCUAUGGUACUUUUCCUCCGAGAAAUAGCGAAGGAUCUUGCAACGUUUGCCAAGGCACCGGAAAACAAACAAUAUACACCGAAAAUGGCACACUUUAUAUGACGUGCAAGUUUUGUAAAGGAACUCGAACCGUCAUUACCCCGAAAAUUGUCUGCCCUAAGUGCCACGGCAAGGGUUUUCUACUAAAGCCCCAUGUGCUGAUGAUAAACAUACCGAAAGGUUCGUCAAAUCGGGACGUCAUCAAAACUCGUAUACCUGGCCACCAACGCGCGAUUAAUAUCAUCCUCAACGUUCAGGACGCAGAACGCUUUCAACGAAACGGUCUUAAUAUUUACACCACCGAGGAAAUCUCGCUAGCUCAGGCUAUUCUAGGCGCGAACAUCCCGAUCAAAGGUAUCAACGGCAUGUUCAACGUACAUAUCACACCCGGCACACAACCCAAUGCGGAAUUUCGUAUCCCUGGAAAAGGUAUCUGCGACAUGUCAACGCAGGAACAUGGCCAGCAUAUCGUAAAGGUAAAAAUUCGCAUCCCAACUGUGGUGACAACACGGCAGCGUCAUUUACUGCGAGAACUCGACGCAUCUCUGCGGGAAACGGACGCCGAUAAACCAGACUUACCGUUUUCACGUUGAUCCCCCAUUGGCAAUCGGUCCAGCGUUCUUUCCAAGCCCGCAUCAGCAUCAGUUUCAGAAGCGUAGUUUUACUGGUGGAUUUCUGGUUAUCGAUGAUCAUAAUGACAGAUGUUCCGAAACUGUACUGGAAAAACAAUGGAUUUCAAUAACAUAAAUUCUAGUAAUAAAGUCGCAGUGACAUCAAACGUAUUUGAUAAAAAAAAACAUGUACUUACCUUUCUAUUUUAAAUAA
This is a messenger RNA of Wyeomyia smithii (pitcher-plant mosquito), 1487 nucleotides long. Its product is annotated as dnaJ homolog subfamily A member 3, mitochondrial-like. Gene Ontology annotation, biological process: negative regulation of apoptotic process; protein folding; mitochondrion organization. Gene Ontology annotation, cellular component: mitochondrion. The coding region runs from base 92 to 1255 and encodes 387 amino acids. NCBI's taxonomy places the organism in Eukaryota, Metazoa, Arthropoda, Insecta, Diptera, Culicidae. The record is from RefSeq and is a predicted model, not a curated record. The transcript has 2 exons. Gene Ontology annotation, molecular function: heat shock protein binding.